This is a messenger RNA of Funneliformis geosporum, 1491 nucleotides long. NCBI's taxonomy places the organism in Eukaryota, Fungi, Glomeromycota, Glomeromycetes, Glomerales, Glomeraceae. The record is from the annotation of a GenBank genome assembly.
AUGGGAUCAGCUCUUACUUGUUUAAAACCAUCACAAUCACCACCGAUACCAUCGGUCGUCUUUGAACGAUAUUUUUCUUUUAAUAAAACCACAAUCGCAAAUUUACCACCAGAAUUUUACCUAAAAUGCCUUAAUAAAAAAUCCAAACAAUACCUUUGUCAUAAUGGGGUCAUCUUACCAACUAACAUAAUAGAAGAUAUCUCUUCGCCAAUAUUUGAUUAUCCAUCAUUCUUAAGGGAAUUAAAAUUUUCGGAUAUUUAUAAUGGAAUUUCUGAUUGGUUUUCUAACGUCAUUGGGAAUCUUACAGACGAACAACAAACAACCUUCUUAAAAAUUUUAAUCACGGAACAAUUAUUUAAAUUAUUUAUGAAUCAAUGUUCAACUUUUGAUUUACUUUCAUUAUCAGAUAUACCAUAUGAGACAGCCAUGCCUUUGUUACCACUUUUAACUGGACCGGUUAAUUGUUUUUCUCGGUUAAAAAGUUUUCAAUGCGUUAGUAAACACAAUAAUAAGAGUGAGAUUUUCAGGGCUAUUUCUCAAGUAUCAGAAUUUAUUGAAACUUUAGAGGUUGGAGGUGUUGAUCAUGAUAUGGAAGUAAAAGCUUUAGGGGUUUUAAUAAGAGCUCAAAAAAAAUUAAAAACAUUUAAAUAUACUUGGGAUUAUCAAACGAAAUAUCAAAUCGUAUUAUCGGACACACUUUGCGCGCUUCAAUCUCAAGCAAAAUCCUUAACGAUGAUCCAAUUCGAAUAUUGUAAUUUUCAUCAUUGUAAUACUAUGAAAGCUUUGACAGCUUUUGAAAAUUUAAAAAAUCUACAAUUCAUUCAUUGUAUAUAUAUAGGUGAUAAAAUGAAUACCUUUAUUAAUGCGAAAUUUUCAAAUUUAAAAUAUCUUGGAUUUUAUAAUAAUUGUAUAGAAUCCCCUCGAUAUUGGGUUUGUCCCGAUGACGUAGCCGCUUUAGUUAAUAAUUGUCAUGAUAAUUUAGAACAAAUCAUUUUACCAAGGACGGGGAAUUGUACCAUAUCUUCUCAUAAAUUAGUAAAAUCACUUAGAUUAUGUAGAAAUAUUAAAGAUUUAAAAGUUCAAAUGGGUGAAGGUGAUAUAGAUGAAUUCCUGGAAUUCUUACAAAUUAAUGAAAAAUUGGAAAAUCUAACCUUAAUUUGUUAUGGAGAUUUAAAUAUCGAACAUUUCCUCACGAAAACGAAUCAAUCGUGGCCAAGUACUUUAUCAUCAUUAAAUUUGAGAGGACAAUGGAUUAUCUCUCCCGAAUAUUUAAAGAUUUUAUUAAAAGAAUGUAAAUCUAUAAAACGAUUGGAUUUACAUUCUUCUCAUAUAACUGAUGAUCAUGUUGGAAUUGUGAUUGAAUACGUUAAAGAAAUGAGAGUUGCGAAAAAGGCAAUUUUACAUAGUUGUUUAAUAUCCGGUGAACGAAUGUCUGAAAAAGGAAGGAAGAAGGCGAGAGAAUUUGCGAAUUUAUCAGAACUUUACCUAUAA